Gavia stellata (red-throated loon) is the source of this 1031-nucleotide messenger RNA. Its product is annotated as protein YIF1B-A-like. Lineage: Eukaryota; Metazoa; Chordata; Aves; Gaviiformes; Gaviidae. Gene Ontology annotation, biological process: endoplasmic reticulum to Golgi vesicle-mediated transport. Gene Ontology annotation, cellular component: COPII-coated ER to Golgi transport vesicle; endoplasmic reticulum membrane; Golgi membrane. The record is from RefSeq and is a predicted model, not a curated record.
AUGGGGACCCUCACGGCCCUGGGGACAGCACAGGCCAGCUCCCAUGGCCGUGACACGGUGGCCCUGGGGACAUCGGGGGACCCCAUGCCCAUCCCGCCCCUAAACGCCGGGGUACCGGCGGCGGCUCCGCGUAUGGCGGAUUCCCCCCACCCUCUCUUCGAUGAUACCAGCGCGGCGGGAGGCGGAGGGGCCCACCCCGGGCCGGGGCUACGGGGGCGCCGCCGCCCGCCUCCUCCUCCUCCUCCCCGUACCCCCCCUCCCGCUUCCUUCCUGAGCGAGCCGGUGUCCAGCCUGGCCGUGGCCUACGGCAGCAGCCUGGCCAGCCAGGGCCGCGACAUCGUGGACCGCAACCUCGACCGGUUCGUCCCGGUGGGGAGGCUGAAGUAUUACUUCGCCGUGGACACCGUCUACGUGGGCAGAAAACUCGGGCUCCUCGUUUUCCCCUUCAUGCAUCAGGACUGGCAGGUGAGGGUACCAGCAGGACGCCCCGGUUGCCCCCCCGUUUUGACGUCAACGCCCCCCGAUCUCUACAUCCCGGGGUAUGUAUUGAUGGCCUUCAUCACCUACGUCCUCGUCGCCGGCUUGGCACUGGGCACCCAAAACAGGUGAGGACGCUAUUCUCCCCCCGACAGCCUGGGCUUGCAGGCGAGCUCGGCGCUGGCCUGGCUGAUCGUGGAGGUGCUGGCCGUCCUCUUCAGCCUCUACCUCGUCACCGUCAACACCGACCUCACCACCAUCGACCUCCUCGCCUUCGCCGGCUACAAAUACGUGGGGAUGAUCAUCGGCCUCAUCUCCGGGCUCCUCUUCGGCCGGGACCGGUACUACGUGGUGCUGAGCUGGUGCUGCCUCAGCAUCUUUGUCUUCAUGAUCAGGACGCUGCGGCUGAAGCUGCUGUCGGAGGCGGCGGCCGAGGGGGGUGCUUGCGGGGGGGCCAAAAACCAGCUGCGGAUGUACCUGACCAUGGCCAUCGCCGCCGCUCAGCCCCUCUUCAUGUACUGGCUCACCUACCACCUCCUCAGGUGAGGGGGGGA